Messenger RNA from Fusarium tjaetaba, 570 nucleotides. RefSeq lists its product as uncharacterized. The transcript has a single exon. Bases 1 to 570 code for a protein of 189 amino acids. Lineage: Eukaryota; Fungi; Ascomycota; Sordariomycetes; Hypocreales; Nectriaceae. The record is from RefSeq and is a predicted model, not a curated record.
AUGGCCUCUCCCGAAUAUUCGUCUCUUGAGAAGGAACUCGUCAAAUUAUAUCGUGAAUACCGCGAAACAAAGUCCAUCGACGCCAAAGCCCUCUUCUUCUCACCAGAAUGUCGUCAGAUAUGUCGCACAGACCCAACCUACGCUGCAAAAGACCGGGACACCAUUCUCCGCUACCUACGUGAGGCAGGCGAUGUCCUGCAGACAAUUUACCACGAGGCGGGAUGGGACAUAAGUGAGAUGGAUCCCGCUUCCGUGAAAAGCUUCUACACUAUGCGACCGCUCCUCAUAAGCGAAAAAGAAGACUUCGCAACGGUCAAGGAAUUGGCUCCCGCUGGUUUCGCGUCUUUGGAGGAGGUUUGUGAUAAAGCGGAGAGUGAGAAGUGGGAGGGGUUGAGAGUCAAUAUGUGGACGGAGGAUAACAAGGGAAGAGGGAUUUUGGUCAAGGUUCAGUAUUGGUGGAGGAAAGAGGAUGGAGAGUGGAAGCAGAUAUUGCAUGAUAUUAUGUUCUUGGGGCCUGUUGAUGGGACGGAGAAGGAUGGGGGAGGUAUCUUGGUAGAGGAGGGAGUCUGA